GUAAAAGGAAGAGAGGCGGAGGAGGGAGGAGGAAAGCUGCAGCCAUGGCUGCAGCAGCUGCAACCGGACCUGGACCUGGUCCGCCCGAACCGGAGCCCGAGGCCCUCCGCCUGAAGCAGAUCCGCCGAGGGGGAGGCUUCUUCAGUGUCCCUCCGAGGCACAGGCUGGGAAGAUGCCGGAGCGUGAAGGAGUUCGAGAAACUCAAUCGGAUCGGAGAAGGGACCUACGGCAUUGUCUAUCGUGCCCGGGACACCCAGACGGACGAGAUUGUGGCUCUGAAGAAAGUGCGGAUGGAUAAAGAGAAAGACGGGAUCCCCAUCAGCAGCCUGCGAGAGAUCACCCUCCUCCUGAAGCUCCAGCACCCCAACAUCGUGGAGUUGAAAGAGGUGGUGGUGGGCAACCAUCUGGAGAGCAUUUUCCUGGUGAUGGGCUACUGCGAACAAGACCUGGGAAGCCUCCUGGAGAACAUGCAAGCCCCUUUCUCCGAAGCCCAGGUGAAGUGCAUCAUUCUCCAGGUCCUGAAGGGCUUGCAAUACCUUCACGACAACUUCAUCAUCCACAGGGACCUGAAGGUGUCCAAUUUGCUGAUGACCGACAAAGGAUGUGUGAAGACAGCGGACUUUGGCUUGGCCCGCGCAUACCGGGUGCCUCUGAAGCCCAUGACCCCUAAAGUGGUCACCCUCUGGUACCGGGCUCCUGAACUCCUUCUGGGGACGACAACACAGACCACUGCCAUAGAUAUGUGGGCAGUGGGUUGCAUCCUGGCUGAGCUGUUGGCCCACAAGCCUCUGCUCCCUGGGAGCUCCGAGAUCCAGCAGAUCGACAUGAUCGUCCAACUCCUGGGCACCCCCAACGAGACCAUCUGGCCAGGCUUUUCCAAACUGCCGCUGGUGAGCCAGUACACACUUCGGAAGCAGCCGUACAACAACCUGAAACACAAGUUUCCCUGGCUUUCGGAGGCUGGGCUUCGGCUCCUGAAUUUCCUCUUCAUGUACGACCCCAAGAAAAGAGCUACAGCCAGCGACUGCCUGGAGAGCUCCUACUUCAAGGAGAAGCCUUUGCCCUGUGAACCAGAGCUGAUGCCCACCUUCCCUCACCAUCGCAACAAGCGGGCAGCGCCAAGUGCCACCGGGGCAGAGUGUGUGGGCAAACGCAGCCGUCCGUGAGGAAGGGGGCCAACGGCCAGUAAAGGACGCACAUCACAGAUUAAGGACCUACUUCUCUGCCAGAGAACAGCAUGGCUCAAUAGAUGGACCCGGAUAGCCCUCCGCAACCACCACCAUCACGCCGCUUGUGCUGCUGAAGAUUCAGGUUUUUGACCUCCUGUCUCUGCCACAGACUACUUGGGGUGCCUUGGGGGACUUUCCAGGACAAACAGGAUUGCCUCCCGGAUGGAUGGGACCCUUUGAAUAAAGUGUGGGUUGAUACA
Molecule: messenger RNA, 1429 nt
Organism: Sceloporus undulatus (fence lizard)
Lineage: Eukaryota; Metazoa; Chordata; Lepidosauria; Squamata; Phrynosomatidae
Gene: CDK10
Product: cyclin dependent kinase 10
Exons: 13
Coding region: 45-1166 (373 amino acids)
Biological process (GO): regulation of mitotic cell cycle; protein phosphorylation
Cellular component (GO): nucleus
Molecular function (GO): cyclin-dependent protein serine/threonine kinase activity; ATP binding
Source: RefSeq, a predicted model, not a curated record